Rotaria sp. Silwood1 is the source of this 963-nucleotide messenger RNA. NCBI's taxonomy places the organism in Eukaryota, Metazoa, Rotifera, Eurotatoria, Philodinida, Philodinidae. The record is from the annotation of a GenBank genome assembly.
AUGAGUAAUAUUUACAUUCAAGAGUCAGCUACUCGUGGCAAAGUUGUUUUAGAUACAACUGUUGGUGAUAUUGAAAUUGAACUCUUCUCUAAAGAAUGUCCAUUAGCAUGUCGAAAUUUUGUUCAAUUAUGUAUGGAUGGUUAUUAUGAUGGUACAGUUUUUCAUCGAGUUGUACCAAAUUUUAUUGCACAAGGUGGUGCUCCAACUGGAACAGGUGAAUGCUUCGCAGAUGAAUUUCAUACACGUUUACGUUUUAAUCGUCGUGGUCUUGUUGGUAUAGUUAAUCAAGGACCAAAUACUAAUGCUAGUCAAUUCUUUUUUACUUUAGGUAGUACUCCAGAACUUGAUAAAAAGAAUACAUUAUUUGGCAAAGUUGUUGGUAAUACAUUAUUUAAUAUGUUGAAAUUAGGUGAAGGAGAAAUUAUUGGUGAAAUACCAGUACAUAAACAUAAAAUAAUUAAAGCAGAAAUUAUAUCAAAUCCAUUUGAUAAUAUGGAAUCUCGACCUCGAGCUAAAUCACAAAUGAUUGAUGAUGAUAAUGAUGAAAUAAAUAAAAAAUCGAAAGAAACUGUACAAGCUAAAGCAAUCAAAAAUUAUGGUCUUCUUUCAUUUGGAAAUGAAGCUGAAGAAGAUGAAGAAGAAAUAACAAAAAUUUCAAUGACAUUCAAACAAAAAGGAACGGGAAAAAGUGCACAUGAUUUAACUAAUGAUUCAACAUUAAGUAAAAAUACAGUUGUAUUAAAUGAAAAUAAUGAAGAAAGUGAUGAAGAAUUACCAAUAGAAAAACAAAAUUUUAAAAUAAAAGAAAAAAGUGAUGCAGAUUUUGAUAAAGAAGAACUUGAUCGAGUACGACAAAAAUUUAAUGCAAAAAAAUUAGCUCAGCAAGAAAAGAAAAAAACACUUCAACUUGAUAUUGAUGAUGAUGAUGAUAAUCAAAAAGAUAUUUCAUCAACAAAAUCGUAA